Messenger RNA from Austrofundulus limnaeus, 4422 nucleotides. It is a transcript of the gene entpd3, whose product is annotated as ectonucleoside triphosphate diphosphohydrolase 3. NCBI's taxonomy places the organism in Eukaryota, Metazoa, Chordata, Actinopteri, Cyprinodontiformes, Rivulidae. The coding region runs from base 330 to 1832 and encodes 500 amino acids. Gene Ontology annotation, biological process: nucleoside diphosphate catabolic process. Gene Ontology annotation, molecular function: GDP phosphatase activity; ribonucleoside triphosphate phosphatase activity; UDP phosphatase activity. The transcript has 10 exons. The record is from RefSeq and is a predicted model, not a curated record. Gene Ontology annotation, cellular component: plasma membrane.
AAAGAGCAUUGUUGUCCACAGCUGCUGUGUUGCACCGGUGUGCAGAGAGUGGUAACAGCUGGAACAUACUUACACACACUGCUCCUCCCAUGUUUUCACUCAUCCCCAUUCUGAGUUGCUUUAAGCAGCUCCACUUGAGCUGUUGUGGGGCAGUCGCUUUCUGAAUGUCUCCCACUCACAACACCCUCCCUGGUUCUCUGGAUCUCUGCCUCUCUCCUUCCCUCUGAUGCUCCUGUGUUGGCGGCUGCUUCUCUGCAUCUCAUCCUCAGUGUCUCCCUCCUACACCAAACACUGCCAGCCUUGAUCUGCACAGACAGCUCCUCAAGGAAAUGGCUCCCAAAAAGAAAGUGGGCUACAAGUGUCGCAUAGCAGGAGUGAUUUUUCUCCUGUUGGCCGGUAUUGCUGCCCUCGUUGCUGUUGCUGUUAUCCAGAAAACAUUAAAGAGUCAAGAGUACGGCAUGGAGUAUGGGAUAGUGAUAGACUCUGGUUCAUCCCGUUCCAAUGUGUACCUGUAUGAAUGGCCGGGGGAGAAGGAGAAUGAGACAGGAGUCGUGACGGAGAAAAUGAACUGUAAAGUUGAAGGUGUUGCCAUCUCAGGUAUGAAGGUUGAUCCUCAGUCAGAUGCGCAAACAUGGAGAGGAUUUGAAAAUUGUAUAAGUAAAAUCAAAGAAACCAUUCCUACUGAAAAGCACGGAAGAACACCUCUCUUUCUGGGAGCUACAGCUGGAAUGAGACUGCUACAUCAGAAAGAUGAACAGAAAUCGAAUGAAAUCAUGGAUAGUCUUAGAGAAUACCUGAUUUCAUCGUCCUUCGACUUCCAGAACGCUUCCAUCAUCACCGGACAGGAAGAAGGGCUGUAUGGGUGGAUCACGGUCAACUACUUGAUGGGAAAUUUCUUGGAGAAAAACCUAUGGAACACUUACGUGCGUCCACACGGGUCAAAGACAGUCGGCUCCAUGGACCUUGGUGGAGCAUCAACACAGAUUGCCUUUCAAGUUGAGGAGAAUGGAAAUGGGUCUGACUACUUGAAGGUCAAACUCUACGGUUACCCCUAUACGGUCUACACUCACAGUUUCCUCUGCUAUGGCAAAAAUGAAGCAGAUAAGAGGAUUCUUGACAAGAUAAUCCAGGCAUCAUCUGACCCGACCUACAUCAGAAACCCUUGCUACCCCGAAGGAUACAACACCACCAUGAUCGCCUCAGACGUUUACAACUCGGAGUGCACGACAAAACCCAAAACCUACAACUUGAAUCAAAACUUCUUUCUGGUUGGGGAUCCAGACUCCGAGAAAUGUGGAGAAAUUGUGAAGUCCAUAUUUGAUUUCAAAACCUGUUCAUCAUCACAGUGUUCCUUUAAUGGGGUUGAGCAGCCACCCGUCACUGGAGAGUUCAUGGCAUAUGCUGGAUUCUACUAUCUUACCAGAGCUCUGCUUUUAAAUGGCACAACAGAUCUUGAUCAGUUCAAGGCAUCAGUUGGGAACUUCUGCAGCACACAUUGGACAGUGCUGAAAAAACAAAAGUCGUGGAUCAAUGACAAACACCUCCGGACGUACUGCUAUGGCACUCACUACGCCCUCACUCUCCUGGCAGAUGGGUACAAGUUUGACAAAGAGACCUGGAAAAACAUUCACUUUGAAAAAUCCAUAAAGGAUACGCACAUAGGCUGGAGUUUGGGCUACAUGCUGAGUUUGUCCAACAUGAUCCCGUCUGAAGUGAAAGAAAUCCCCCCGCUGACAAAUCCCGUCUUUGCCGGCCUUAUCUUUUUAUUUUCAGCAUUAACCAUCGUGACUGCUGUUCUAGUGUUUAUCACUCUCAUUCGCACUUGCUACUGAAAAUGGGAGUAACAGAGGGAUAUAGCAAGAACACCGAGGGGCGUUUUGUAAGUUGUAGGAAUGUACUACAGUAGCAUGUGCUGAGGCAUGUGUUCAGAGUUGCUGAUUGAAAUGUUUAUGUUUUUUUCUUUCAACUUAAUCCACUGAGGCAAGCUUCACAUGAAAUCUGCGACUGUACAUAGAAAUGAUUGAAAUUUAAUUCUCCACUUUUUAAUGCAAGUAAAUACGUGCUAAGCAAAGUCCAUGACCUGCAGUAUAAUUUAACAAUAUGUAGAAAAUAGUCAAUUAAAAAAUGUUCUCUUGACUUUUGUUUAAAACCAUCCUACCUAUUGAGCUUGUACAACUUAUAUCAGAGGAACAUGUGAUCAAUGUUUAAAUGUCACCCUGUAUGGUAAGCUUCACGUUAGUACCAUGUUGUGCCAUUCCUGGUCAAAGUGGGAAAUUUACUCCUAAAAUCAUCAAAAAAAAAAAGUUGUUAGGCUGAAGAUGUUGCCCAAAGGACAACUCAAACGGGCCAUUUCACUGUUUUCAAAAAGAAAAACAAGCAGUAUAGGUUGGCCAGCGACAUCACUACAUUGACUGAAUGUUUCUGUGAGGUUCUCAGAUUGGCUUUGUCAGGGUCAGCCACGGAGCUGGUGGACAGUCGAGAAGACUCGCUUCUCCUUGAUUCAGUUUCAACUAAAUGUGUCUUCAUUUCCAGUUCCUGUAAGGUUUUUGAAUUCAACCCAGCUGUGGUUCCAGGCGGGUCACACCGAGCGUUGCACGCAUGCAAUUGUGACGUCAUCAGACUGCUGCCUGUGGAUUGACUAAGCCAUGGCAGAACUUGCAAACUCCUCCAGCAAACCUUACCUUUUGAUCUGUUUUAGGAGAUGAGCGCAUACAGCUUGAGCUUGAUCGAAAUGAGCAGGUACACCAGGAGGUUUUGGACAAACUAGUUGUAAGCCCUUUUAAACAGUGCUGAGUCACAUAAAAAAAAGUCAGACUACCGGAUGAUCAAACCACGAUGGCCAAAGCUGCCUGUUGACGAUCUGCCCACAGAAAGCGAACCAAACAGACAAGAAGCGAUUGUAGUGAGAUCUGACAAUAGAGAAGAGGCUUAAGUAGGAAGACAUUUUCUGAUAGUUUCAAGUGUGUCCCGACCACCUCUCCUCCAGAUUUUCACUCUCCAUGGGGGCUCUGGUGUUGGACACUCUCCCCUAUCUUCAACAUGUUCCUCAGUCCCUAUUUGUCCAAUAAUAGAUCCCAUUUUUGUUGCCGGUUGCCCCACUGUCUAAAUAAGACUAGUCUGGGUUAUCCCCCAGCCAUGCCCCUGCAUGUCUCUGGGGUCUGGUUUUCUGCUCAGAGGGACUCUGCGAUGUUUGAGAAUAAGGCACAUUUGGAGGCUCAGUGUGAGGCACAGUCUGUGCUCAAACCUCAGAACUCCAUCUUCAGUGUGGUGCAACAGUCUUAGAGAAUAAUAUUUACUAUGAGUCUCCAAGCUAACUGUCAUACACAGAAUAUGCCUGUCCAUCAUGUGGGUACAAACACUCAGGACAACACCAACACUGGUUAUGUUUAAAUGUGAUAGAAUGUUUUAGUCUCUGAGUGUCCUGUAGAUUUGCGAUAGUAGAGAACAAAAUGUUAAAAAGGUAAUUUUGUUGGAUUUUUACCUCAGGGAAACUCAAACCGUUUCAGACAGUUAUCAUUUAUUUGACUUUGGUCAAGAAAAUGCACACAAUAGUAGAGUGAUGAAUGAAUUGGCAGCAAAAAAAAUAUAAUAAUAAAGAUAAAUAAAUAAAAAAGUCCAUUUGCCCACUGUAUGAUUUGAAAAAAAAAAAGUAAUGUCCUGAUGAGAUUCUAGAUGUGUAUUCACAUGUGUUAUAAUAGAACUUCAGGCAAAAAGCAAGUGAUACUAACUCUUUUGAUCAUCAUGCUUAUUCCUGUGUAGUACAUGUUAUUGCAUUAAAUGCAUCCGCUUGAUUUAAGAAUAAUGCAGUGUUUAAAACUUGUUGGUGCUCAACAGCACUCUGCUGACUGAAAGCCUCCCAAUAACCCACUGAAAUGUUUAUUGUGCCAUUUUAAAAAAUCUACUGGACCUUCUUGCUUCUUAAAGUUUUAGAUCUUUUUUUGAAAGACUUCAGUUUUAAUUUAAUCCUUUUGGCUCUCAAAGAGUCAAAGUUCCACCCUAUCAUCGAAAAAACAAAACAGCUUUUGAACAAAAUUUAAAACACCUUGUAGAACCAAGAAAGGGAAUCUAGCUGCUCUCAAUUGAAGCACUUAGCAAAUAUUAGUGUUACAUUGUGUUAUUAUUAAACUGUCUCAUCAUAAUGUUGGAGGGAAUAAUUUCUUUAUAAAGAAAUUACAAAAAAAAUGUAAAACUUUUCAUAAAGUUCCAAAUGAAGGUGAUUACAUAAACAUGUCAAUGUCAAUGAAAGAAAUGUAAAUUUGUGUUGUUUUUAUGGUCUGACUAUCAAUCAAUACAUGCAUUUCGUUAACAUUAUUGUUGGGCUUGAGAACAUAAUGCUAAUUUCUCAUUAGAUGCACACUGUUUCGGGAGCAUCUUAAUGUUCAUUAUUAUUCUAGUGCAUAAUAAACAUACCCUGUAACUGCA